AUGAGUCCGUCUCUGAGAGACCACAUCACCCGUCCGUCCACCCGCGACCGCCCCGUCACCCGCGAUCAAGGAGAAAAUUCGCUGGUCGUUCCUAGUCGCACCUCCUCGCUUCAUUCCCGCAUCACCCAGCCUAUCCCUUCGCAAAUGAAUGCCAAACCCGCCCAGCGCACCCCCAAGACCCUCACCCAUGCCUACAUGGUCUGCGGCGUGGGCCGCGAACCCUCCCAAUGGGUCAAGGCUCCCGCUCCCGCUCAGGGCAAGAUCGGUCAUAUGAAGGGUGCCGUCGGUCAGUUCUGGCUGCCUGAGAUUCUGGGGAGCAGUCCCCGUCUGGAACAGGACAAUGAAGUGGCCAAGUCGUUGCACUCGGCGAUGCGAGCCUGUUUCCCCCAUGAUGUCGAAAUCUGCACCGGCAAGAGCCAGCCGCACUGCGUUCACCACGCUUUCGUCCUGCAGCAGGAUUCCUCCCACACUCUCUACGGUAUCGCUCUCCGGGUGUGGUCGCGGGCCGACGAGAAGCGCGCCGAAACCAUCCGCGAACUGCGAAAGAAGACCGAAUCGGAUUACUACGACAACCCCGACGAGACCUACUGGAUCCCCUACUGUCUGAGCUUCCUCUCGCGAUACCCCCUUUACGACCUCCUGGGCGACUACCUGCGCGGCAUGUGGAUCCAUUGGAACAAGGCCACCAACCUCUUCCACGCCGAAGAGGUGUCCCGCAUCCUGAGCUUUCCCGCCCCGCGCUUGAAUGACCUGGUCCGCAUCGACAUGAAGGAUUAUGCUUUGUGCUACCAGUUCCCCUCGUCGCCCACCGGUUUCCAGAACUUCUCCAUGUGGCCCCUUUUCAACUGCUUGUCGAUUCCCAACAUUGUGGGCGUGAUCGAGGCGGCCGUGUCCCCCACUCGUCGCAUCAUCUUCGUCAGUCACUACUCCGCCAUGCUCACCAUCGCCGCCGAGACGAUUCGCUAUUGCGUGCGGGUCUACGAAUGGAGUGGCCUGUACGUCCCGAUGGUGCACGCCCGCCACAUCAAGGAACUGGUGCAAGAGCCCGGUCCGUACAUCCUCGGUGUGACGGCGGAAUGCCGCACGCUCUUCAACGCCCCCUCAGAUGCCCUGGUCGUUGACCUGGAUCGGAACUUUGUGCUCACCUCGAGCCCGCCCAACGUGCUGAACCCGGGCCAGCGUACCAAGUUCAUCAACCGGUUGACGCAGGCGUUGAACGGUGACAUCACCCCGACUGGCGUCCCGCCCCAUCUGCGCUCGGCCUAUGCCGGCGGCAAACUCAUCCCCGCCGGACAGAUCAUCGUCAUGCGCGGAGAGGUGGAGAGCGUCCAGGAGCCCGAGUGGUGGAACCAGGACUCCGUCAUGGGCAUCAUGGACCACGUGUGCGAGAAGCUGGGCCGCAACACCGGCAUGAAGGCCAUCUUCGGCGGUUCCGUCAAGAAGCCCCUCAUGACCAAGGUCUCGAUGCGCCACCUCAACGAGAUCGUGCGCGAGCGCAACCAGUACUCCCGCGACGCCAUGGAGGCCUGGCAGGACUUCAUCAACCUCAAGGGACGCAUGGACACCGAGAUCGGCAAGGUCACCAAGCGCAACAACUUCCUGGUCGAGGAGCUCGAGACCUGGAAGCAGCAGUUCCUCAAGUUCCAGGCCUUCGCCGAGCAGCUCACCAAGGAGACUUCGGAGCUCAAGGUCAAGAUCGAGACCCACAAGCGCGAGAACCGCCGCCUCAGCGGCAUGAUCGACCAGCAGAAGGACGACGUGGCGCGUCUCACGCUCCGUCUGUCGGGCACCGAGAAGCAGCGCGACGACGCACUCGAGGCCCUGGUCCUCCAGCAGGAGAUCGCCGAGGAGCUCGAGCGGGAGCGCAAGCGCAACCAGAACGAGCUCUCCUCGUUGCAGCACACCAACUCGUCGCUGGCACGCCAGCGCGACGACGCGCAGCGCGUCGUCUUGCACCUGCGCAGCCUCAUCAACGGGCAGUCGCACCACAUGGAGCACAUUGUUCGCUCCAUCGGCAGCGCAACCGAGCUGCAGGAACUCGCCACGCAGGAGGCCGCCGUCGAGAAGACCAAGGAGGUCGAGUCCGACAUCGAGACCCUGCGGGAGUCGACGCCCUCGCGCCCCGCGUCGGAGACGCCCACCAAGGCGAUGCCGAACAUGACCCCCGAGCUCGAGCAGCACCUCCUGAGCAUGGGCAGUGGAAGCAACCGCCUCGCCCGUCUCAGCAUCACCGAUGUCGCGGAUCGUUACCUGCGCGACAAGACGGAUUCGAUCUCGGACAUCAUCCGCAGCAUCAGCGAGCAGUGCGCCGCCGCCGUAGAGGGCCUCCAGCUCGCCCAGGACGCCGAGGACGACGAAGACUCCGCCAAGAUCGAGCGCAGCGACAGCCGUCUGGCCCCCAGCGACACGCUGGACGGCCGGUCGACCCGCGACGGCAGUGAACUGGGCGACGGCGACAACCACUCGCUUCAUCCCGACCACCGCGGCUCCAGCGUGCCGCCCACGCCCGACCUGGUGCACAACCGCUCCAGCACGUCGAUGUCGAUGAUGAGCAGCUCGACCUUCCCGGAGCGGUCGAGCCAGCAGUACGGGCCGGGUGAGAUCCCGACUCGGAUCGUCGAGGACGACGACGAGCAUGCUCACGAGACCGACGGUCUGGAGGACCACACCGCCAGCGGAUCGCUGUCCAAGCAGAACAGCGAGAACCUCAUGCGGGCCAGCAACCCUCGCAUGGUGGCAUAA
This is a messenger RNA of Aspergillus candidus, 2742 nucleotides long. RefSeq names its product DENN (AEX-3) domain protein. Gene Ontology annotation, biological process: regulation of Rab protein signal transduction. The transcript is spliced from 2 exons. Bases 1 to 2742 code for a protein of 913 amino acids. Gene Ontology annotation, cellular component: cytoplasmic vesicle. Lineage: Eukaryota; Fungi; Ascomycota; Eurotiomycetes; Eurotiales; Aspergillaceae. The record is from RefSeq and is a predicted model, not a curated record.